AUGACGCUUAUAUGUCAACGACUGAACGAAAAACUUGGCCCUCGAUUCUGCCAGGAGCACUUGACACAAUACGCGGAUGACACGCAUUCCGCGUGGACCUUUCACAGCUACGAGGAACUUCGCAAGUGUGUUUGGCAACUUUCUGUCAUUAUGGAAACCCUUGAGGAGUUCGGUAUGUCCCUAAAUGACGACAAGGCGCAAAUUCUAUUCACCGUGAGGGGUACUCUGAAGCAAAAGGCACGCAGCGUUUUCACCACCAAGGUUCGCAACAAUCUGGUGUUUGUGAUUGAGGGUGAGAAAGGCACUCGACAUGUCCCUUUGGUGCGAUCUACUGUGUAUUUGGGAGCCAAGAUUUCAUACGACCAGUUCGAAGCGCAGACGAUUGCACACAGGAUGCAGAAGGCCAAUGUUCGAUUCUGGCAGUUGCAGAAGUUCUUUACGAGCAAACGAGGUCUUGGUAUUCAUCAAAGGAUUCGGAUGUGGAUGGCUACCAUUAGGCCGACGCUCAUGUAUGCAGUUGAUUGUUGCUUGGUUGGUCCCACUCUCCAACGCAAAUUACAGACUCUCAUCAUGAAGCAUUUCAGAGCCAUUUGUUCGUGUCCGUCACACAUCUCUCACGUUAGCGACGCAGAUCUGCUGGCUAAGUAUCGUGUCGAUGGUAUAUCUGACUGGCUGAAGGCUGCAUGUGACCGUGAUGUAAAUAUCAACGACACGAUUGGCAUUUCCACGGCUACACUCGCUGGAUGGCAUGCCAAAAUGAGUGAGACCUUGAAGGCUUCCCAACACCGCCUCACGCACGUGGCCAAAGAGAUUCAACCACAUGCCUGUCCCGUGUGUGGUGUGUAUUUUGACUCUCGCAAAUCGGUGAAACUGCACAUGCAUCAGAGCCACAAGCCUCCUAAAUCCAACGAUGAUUUGCAGCCUCCGAACACUGCUUCUGUUGAACCUUCGGAUGGUGUGACUCCGACAGUUCCAAAUGUCACAGUGACCACGUCAGGGCAGUCCAGUCGACUGUUGAGCGGUGCCCAGACUGCCAUGGAUGCUGCUGCUGAUGCUGAUGCUGAUGUUGCAGAUAGUGUACGACUGUCUACAGCACAGAUUGUCCCGGCAAGUGAGUGUGUCGUGACUCCUUCUACACAAUCUCCGGAUCUGCCCAUGGUUCCUGCGCAACAGGGCGGCGCUGGUAUGAUCUUUGAUCGAUCAGUGCACUCCCGAGAUGGUCUUCCUACAUGUUCUGGCUGUGGGGCUAAGUUCCGCAGGUGGGAUAUUCUUCGCAAGCACAUCAACAAAGGCUGGUGUCCCGUCUUUGCCAAACAUGAUGCACCUGCUGUAUCCGCACUUAGUGAUGUGAAGGCGCUUGCAGUACAGGAUCAUGUCCCGAUCACGCAGCGUUCUGAGGUGAUCCAGGCUAUUACUGAUCGCGGGCUUGAGGGGUUGCGUCUUAUACCCGGCCUAUUCCAGGAGAUGCAAAACAGGGUGCAGCUACUGCGCAUUCCAAACAGUGUACGCCACUUUUUCAGUGUGCGGUCUUGUGUCAUGACCAUGGACGUGGAUCGGGCGGGACAGCUCGAGGAGUUCUUCGGAGGACUGGCGAACUCGGACAUUCCCAUGCUAGGGGAGUCGAUCAAUCAAAAGCGCCAAGCAGAUCGUCAGAGCCUACCCAACAAGGCACCGAGGACACCGGCAACGCCACAGCACAAGGGCAAAGGAAAAGGAAAAGAGCAAUCCAGAGGAUCAAAACAAGGACAACAAUCACAGAUGGAGCUGCCGAUCGAGCAGUUGAUGGAGAUUGUUCGAUUAUUGGUUCGCACAUCGGUGCGGCACGAAGAUGCUAUUCAGACUCUCCGCCUCGACACAGGCCUGGUAUGGUUUGUGAAAACAGGGGACGGGACUCCGGACACUACUUCGAUCAUUCCGUACUUGCAGGCCGUGGCUGCGAAAUGGCAUGGAAGGGAAAACACCGAGAUGUCGGAUCGACCACUUCGGGAGGUUAUGUUCAUGGCCAUUCUGCAGAAGCUGUUGACAAAGCUGGACGAGGUCGCCAAGGAUCAGGCUGUGGCGCUUCGGUGCCAGCAGGCGGGUUGGCUCACCACGGAGCAAAAGUGGGUUUAUCAGAAGUGGUGCAAGGAAACUCGUACCCUGGUACAAGACAAGACCAAGGUCCCGGUACUGCAUCAAACAUUGGUUACAUCGAUCAGGAACAUGCUACGUAUGGUGGACGAGGGCCCGGUGCUACAUCGAUUCUGCUCCACACGCAAGCUGGAUCAGUACGAGACCGGAGUGGCAGUGUUUGUUCAGGACCUGUCGAUUCGAGAUCCCAACGGCACCCAGGUAUUUCAGGGAUUGUUGGACUACCAAGGCAAUACGGCGUGGCAACUUAUAGGAGCGCAGUACAGGAAGGAGAAUUUGCAGCGAGCCCCGGCAGUUCAAGAACUCCUUCGCAAACUGGCAAACGUCUAA
Molecule: messenger RNA, 2460 nt
Organism: Symbiodinium sp. CCMP2592
Lineage: Eukaryota; Dinophyceae; Suessiales; Symbiodiniaceae
Source: the annotation of a GenBank genome assembly